This is a messenger RNA of Ogataea haglerorum, 2046 nucleotides long. RefSeq lists its product as uncharacterized. The record is from RefSeq and is a predicted model, not a curated record. Gene Ontology annotation, cellular component: nucleolus; nucleoplasm; Noc2p-Noc3p complex. Gene Ontology annotation, biological process: ribosomal large subunit biogenesis. The transcript has a single exon. Bases 1 to 2046 code for a protein of 681 amino acids. NCBI's taxonomy places the organism in Eukaryota, Fungi, Ascomycota, Pichiomycetes, Pichiales, Pichiaceae.
AUGGCUAAGGCUAAAAAGUCCACUAAAAAGUUCCAGGCGAAGAACCUGAAGAGCACAAUUGAGCAACGAAAGAAGGUGCAGAAGUACAACAAGCUUCACAAAAAAAAGAGCUCUUCCGGUCCUGUUCCUCAACCUCAGGACAAGAGAGAUAAAGAGAUCUUUGAGGAUAUGGAUGUCGAAGAAUUUUUCGAUGCAGACAUUGAGCUCCCGAAACAGCCAGCCAUGAAGAAACAAAAGGAUGAAGAGACUGAUGGUGAGAGCAGUUCCAGCGGCAGUGAGGCGGAAUUCGACGAACAAGAUCUGAAGGACUUAGAAAAAGACGAUCCAGAGUUCUACAAGUACUUGCAAGAAAAUGACAAAGAUCUGUUAGAUUUCAAACCCGUGAAUCCACUCGAAGCAAUGAGCGAUGAUGAAGACGAUGCCGAUGAGGAGCAAGAAGAAAACCCCGUGCCAGAGGAGGACAAAGAGGAAGAUACCAUCGAAGUGACUGUAGAUAUGAUUAAACAGUGGGAGGCCAACUUGAGGUCAGACCAGCCUACCAUCAAGACUCUGAAAACAGUUGUCAUUGCUUUCAAAGCUGCAGUCCACACCGGAUCUUCAGGAACAUACAAAUACAGCGUUACAGAUGAGAAAGCUUUCCACAAGCUGAUGUUCCUUGCUUUGCAAGAACUGACUCUAAGUGUUCAGAAAUUAGUGCCCUACAAGAUUUCAUCUCACGGUACCAGAAACUUGCCUUCGAAUAAGAAAGUCGCUCAAAUCAGCACGCUUCUCAAGUCGCAUGCAGGAUCGCUAAUAUUGCUCCUCAACGAUAUCACUAAUACCGAGACAGCUACUUUGGUGCUGAAGUCCGUUCAAGAGCUGCUUCCGUACUAUGUUUCUCACAGAAAGCUUAUCAAGGAGAUGAUGAACGCUGUGGUGAACGUUUGGAGCUCUUCUCAAGACGUGGAAACGCAAAUCGCGGCCUUUGCGUUCCUCAAUAACUCCAGCAGAGAAUAUCCAAAAGCCAUCCUCGAGCUAGUUUUGAAAAGCACUUACUCUAGCUUCAUUAAAAAGUGCAGAAAGACUAAUGUCCACACAAUGCCUAUGAUCAACUUCCAGAAAAAUUCGGCCGUGGAGCUUUUUGGAAUUGACCAGACUCUUGGGUUCCAGAUCGGAUUCGAAUAUAUUCGUCAGCUGGCUAUCCAUUUGAGGAAUAGCGUUAACACCACCACCAAGGACAGCUACAAAGCAAUUUACAACUGGCAGUACUGCCACUCGCUAGAUUUCUGGUCCAGAAUGAUUUCUGCCCACUGUCAUCCAGAGACAGAAAAGGCUAACAAAAAGGAGGCUCCUUUGAGGCAACUUAUCUAUCCUCUUGUCCAGGUCACUUUGGGAGCGAUCAGACUGCUACCAACGGCCCAGUUUUUCCCCUUACGCUUCUACCUCAUCAGAUCCCUCAUUAGACUAUCCCAGAACACAGGUGUGUACAUCCCGCUCUUUCCGCUAGUCGUCGAGGUGCUCAGUUCCUCGGCUGUCACCAAGAAACCCAAGCAUGCUCAUCUUCAGGCCGUUUCGUUCGAUUACGUCAUCAAGGUUCCUAAACAGUAUCUCGGGACUAGAGUUUACCAGGAGGGGCUCAUUGAGCAGGUUGUUGAGCUGGUAGCCGAGUUCUUUGUCUUGCACUGCAAGAGCAUCGCUUUCCCAGAGCUGAUCACUCCGGCCGUGAUUUAUUUGAGAAGGUACAUGAAAAGAUCUACCAACAUCAAGCUUGUGAAACAGCUAGGCACCCUGGUGGACAAACUCAACGCCAACGCCAAGUACAUCGAGAAAGAAAGAUCUACUGUUGAGUUUGGACCAAACAAUAGAGUUGAGGUCGGCAUGUUCUUACACGAAGUCGAUUGGCAGAAGACACCGUUGGGAGCAUACGUUGCCGUGCAGCGUGAGGUGAAAGAGGCUCGUGAAAAGGCUCUGCGCGAAUCUUUCGAGAGCGAGAGCGACGGCGGAAGCGGUGGAAGCGAGGUGAGUGACGCUGAAGAGGUCGAUGUAGACUCUGAGGAGGAGGAAUAA